GUCUCGUUAAAAUCCCUAUCUGUCCCUGUUUUUGCGUGAUGCCAUCGUGCUAACCAAACUCACCAACCUCCACUUCUCGUAAAUUAGUGAUUAUCCAGCCAAGAGCUUUCUUACUGAACGAAACUUCAUUUCUAUAUACAAGAAAGUUCUUAAAAGAUGUUUGUACAAGCUGCCUUCAGACGCAGCGCCGUUUUUGGUGCAAAACUUGUCUUCAAGCAAAGUCAAGCUCCUGUCCCCAGAUUUGUGUCCAUAAGCGGUCGGUUCUACACAACGACACCUGCAAAGACCGACUAUGAUCUCUGUGUUAUCGGUGGAGGUCCAGGAGGUUAUGUUGCUGCUAUUCGUGGCGCUCAACUUGGUUUGAAGACUGUCUGUGUUGAAAAACGCGGAUCCUUGGGCGGUACUUGCUUGAACGUUGGUUGUAUUCCUUCUAAAGCUCUUCUGAACAACUCUCACAUCUACCAUACCAUCAAGCACGACACGAAGAAGCGUGGUAUUGAGGUCGGUGAUGUGUCGAUCAACUUGGCUCAAUUGAUGAAAGCCAAAGACGACUCGGUGAAGUCGUUGACUGGCGGUAUUGAGUAUUUGUUCAAGAAGAACAAGGUCACAUAUGCCAAGGGAACAGGCUCUUUCGUUGAUGAACACACGAUUGCAGUUGAUGGUUUGGAUGGCAAGAAGCAACAAUUUUCGGCCAAGAACAUUAUCAUCGCUACGGGUAGUGAUGUGAGAAAAUAUCCCGGUAUUGAAAUUGAUGAAGAGCGCAUCGUUUCUUCUACCGGAGCCUUGAGUCUCUCCAAGGUGCCCAAACGCAUGGUUGUUAUCGGCGGUGGCAUUAUUGGUCUUGAGAUGGGCAGUGUCUGGUCUCGUCUGGGUGCCGAAGUGAUUGUCCUUGAGCGCAAGGAUGCUAUUGGUGCCGGUAUGGACAAGGAUAUUGCAAAGACUUUCUCUCGUGUCAUCCAAAAGCAAGGCAUUAAGAUCAAGUCCCUCACUAAGGUCUUGGGCGCUCGUCGCGAAGGUGAGAGUGUGAAGAUUGAUGUUGAAGGCAUCAAGUCUGGCAAGAAGGAAACUAUUGACGCUGACGUCCUCCUUAUCUCUAUUGGUCGUGUGCCAUACACUGAAGGUUUGGGCUUGGAGAACAUCGGCGUCUCCAUGGAUGAGGGCAACCGUGUCAUCAUGGACAGUGAGUAUCGUACCAACAUUCCCCACAUUCGUGUUAUUGGUGAUGUUACUUUUGGCCCCAUGUUGGCCCACAAGGCCGAAGACGAGGGUAUCGCUGCUGUCGAGCUUAUCGUUAAGGGACAAGGUCAUGUAAACUACAAUGCCAUUCCUAGUGUUAUGUACACUCAUCCUGAAGUUGCCUGGGUUGGUAUUACCGAACAAAAGGCCCAAGAACUUGGCUUGAACUACAAGGUUGGUUCCUUCCCCUUCUCCGCCAACUCUCGUGCCAAGACUAACCAAGACUCUGAUGGUUUGGUUAAAGUGAUUGCCGACAAGGAGACUGACCGCAUUUUGGGUGUCCACAUUAUGGGUCCUUAUGCUGGUGAACUUAUCGCCGAAGCUACUCUUGCUAUGGAGUACGGUGCUAGUGCUGAGGAUGUUGCCCGUGUGUGCCAUGCUCAUCCUACUUUGAGCGAGGCCGUUAAGGAGGGUAUGAUGGCCGCUUGGUGCGGUAAGAGUAUCCACUUUUAGACGACUUGACGUUUAUGUCUACGCGGUUUGCUUCCUUUUCGCGAAAUUUCUGAAGGGCUUUUUGUCAUCAAACCCGAGUAUUUUGAUAUCUACAUAAUAACUAUUUUUCAAACGCGCGAGUAAGUAAA
Molecule: messenger RNA, 1817 nt
Organism: Schizosaccharomyces japonicus yFS275
Lineage: Eukaryota; Fungi; Ascomycota; Schizosaccharomycetes; Schizosaccharomycetales; Schizosaccharomycetaceae
Product: dihydrolipoamide dehydrogenase Dld1
Exons: 1
Coding region: 157-1689 (510 amino acids)
Biological process (GO): L-serine biosynthetic process; L-leucine catabolic process; cellular respiration
Cellular component (GO): mitochondrial nucleoid; glycine cleavage complex; mitochondrion
Molecular function (GO): flavin adenine dinucleotide binding; oxoglutarate dehydrogenase (succinyl-transferring) activity; dihydrolipoyl dehydrogenase (NADH) activity
Source: RefSeq, a predicted model, not a curated record